This is a messenger RNA of Sorex fumeus (smoky shrew), 2593 nucleotides long. It is a transcript of the gene JPH4, whose product is annotated as junctophilin 4. NCBI's taxonomy places the organism in Eukaryota, Metazoa, Chordata, Mammalia, Eulipotyphla, Soricidae. Gene Ontology annotation, biological process: regulation of synaptic plasticity. The record is from RefSeq and is a predicted model, not a curated record. Gene Ontology annotation, cellular component: plasma membrane; junctional membrane complex; endoplasmic reticulum membrane.
CCGCCCCCCCAGCACCACCACCGCCUGCUCUUCAGCUGGGGAGAAGGGACUCUUCUGCGGCUCCCCCGCUCCCCCACCUUCGCUGGCUCCCGGGCUCGGAGCCGUCUCUCCGGAAGGGGAGGGGGCUCGGCGCGCCCGGGCGAGGUGGGAGUGCAGGUACCCCGCCAUGGAUGCGGUGCUCCGGAGGCUGCCUGAACCCCAGCCCACAUGCCACUCAGGAUGAGGGUCCGGCCCUGCCAGCCCGCGCUGGGGCCCCCCCGCCCGGCCGCGGUCUAACUGCCCCCGCCCCCAGGCCUCGCCCGGCUCGCAGGCCCCCAGCCGGCUCUCCCGCCCCAGGAUGCGCUGAGCCGCCGGGGGGCUGAGGCCGCGCCAACUACAUGCAUGUCCCCCGGGGGCAAGUUCGACUUUGACGACGGGGGCUGCUACGUGGGGGGCUGGGAGGCGGGGCGGGCACAUGGCUACGGCGUGUGCACCGGGCCCGGCGCCCAGGGCGAGUACAGCGGCUGCUGGGCGCACGGCUUCGAGUCGCUGGGCGUCUUCUCGGGGCCCGGCGGACACAGCUACCAGGGCCACUGGCAGCAGGGCAAGCGCGAAGGGCUGGGCGUGGAGCGCAAGAGCCGCUGGACGUACCGCGGCGAGUGGCUGGGCGGGCUGAAGGGGCGCAGCGGCGUGUGGGAGAGCGUGUCCGGCCUGCGCUACGCCGGGCUCUGGAAGGACGGCUUCCAGGACGGCUACGGCACCGAGACCUACUCGGACGGAGGCACCUACCAGGGCCAGUGGCAGGCCGGGAAGCGCCACGGCUACGGGGUGCGCCAGAGCGUGCCCUACCACCAGGCGGCGCUGCUGCGCUCGCCCCGCCGCACCUCCCUGGACUCGGGCCACAGCGACCCCCCGACGCCGCCGCCGCCCCUGCCGCUGCCCGGCGAGGAGGGAGGCAGCCCGGCCUCGGGCUCGCGCGGCGGCUUCGUGCUGGCCGGCCCGGGGGACGCCGACGGCGCGGCGUCCCGCAAGCGCGCGCCGGCCGCCGGCGGCUUCUUCCGCCGCUCGCUGCUGCUGAGCGGGCUCCGGGCCGGCGGGCGCCGCAGCUCCCUGGGCAGCAAGCGCGGCUCCCUGCGCAGCGAGGUGAGCAGCGACGUGGGCAGCACCGGGCCGCCGGGCUCCGAGGCCAGCGGGCCGCCGGCCCCCGCGCCGCCCGCGCUCAUCGAGGGCUCGGCCACCGAGGUGUACGCGGGCGAAUGGCGCGCCGACCGGCGCAGCGGCUUCGGCGUGAGCCAGCGCUCCAACGGGCUGCGCUACGAGGGCGAGUGGCUGGGCAACCGGCGCCACGGCUACGGCCGCACCACCCGGCCCGACGGCUCGCGCGAGGAGGGCAAGUACAAGCGCAACCGCCUGGUGCACGGCGGCCGCGUGCGCAGCCUCCUGCCGCUCGCCCUGCGGCGGGGCAAAGUCAAGGAGAAGGUGGACCGCGCCGUGGAGGGCGCGCGCCGCGCCGUCAGCGCCGCCCGCCAGCGCCAGGAGAUCGCCGCGGCCAGGGCAGCUGAUGCCCUUCUCAAGGCUGUGGCAGCCAGCAGCGUGGCGGAGAAGGCCGUGGAGGCAGCUCGGAUGGCCAAGCUGAUAGCGCAAGACCUGCAGCCCAUGUUAGAAGUCCCAGGCCGCAGACCCCGGCAGGACUCGGAAGGUUCCGACACAGAGCCCUUGGAUGAGGAUAGCCCCGGGGUGUACGAGAACGGACUGACCCCCUCCGAGGGCUCCCCCGAACUGCCCAGCAGUCCCACCUCCGCCCGCCAACCCUGGAGACCCCCUGCCUGCCGGAGCCCACUGCCUCCUGGACGGGACCACCGAGGUCCCUUCUCCAGCCCCAAAGCUUGGCCUGAGGAGUGGGGGGGCCUCGGGGAGCAGGCCGAGGAACUCGCUGGCUACGAGGCCGAGGACGAGGCGGGCAUGCAGGGGCCCAGGGACGGCUCCCCACUCCUGGGAGGCUGCAGUGACAGUUCCGGAAGUCUCCGUGAGGAGGAGGGGGAAGACGAGGAGCCCCUGUCCGUGCUGAGAGCCCCAGGGAGCCUGGAGCCUGACCGCCUGACCACAGCGGUCCUGCGGGGACCAUCCCUGAGGGGCCCCGACGCGGGGUGCCUGAUGGAAGAGCAGGAGGAGCCAGUUGCCACCGAGAGGCCUGCCCAGCCGGGAGCUGCCAACCCCCUGGUGGUGGGCGCCGUGGCCCUCCUGGACCUCAGCCUGGCAUUCCUGUUCUCCCAGCUCCUCACCUGAGGCUCCUUCUUGGCCUAGUUCCGGCUUCGAUCGCGGCCUCUGGGCUCCUUCGGCCUGCCUUUACUCCUUCCCCUCCUGGUCAUUUUUUUUCUCCUUUCUUUCUCUUCUCCCUCUUCCUUUCUUUUCUGCCCCCCCACGGUUUUUUUUUCCAUCUCUUGCUUUUUCUUUCUCUUCUCCUUUCAGACCCUCUCAUUUAUUCUGGACCCCCAUCUCUGUCUCCCUCCCUCCCCUGCCUUCUCUCUCUCUCUAGAUUGUUUACAUAUGAAGGGCUUUUCUUGCUCAGAGUUGCUCUCUUCUCUGAGAUAUACAAAUCUAAGUCAGACCAUUG